This is a messenger RNA of Aspergillus calidoustus, 1877 nucleotides long. Lineage: Eukaryota; Fungi; Ascomycota; Eurotiomycetes; Eurotiales; Aspergillaceae. The record is from the annotation of a GenBank genome assembly.
UGUCCUCCGCACAAACAAUGACAUCUCCCAAGACUCUAUAUUAGCGUUGACUUAUUUACUUUAUCCUUUGUCAGUACAGUGCUUCGCAGUGCCGUUGUCUUGGGUAUAUCUUGAUAGAGUCCCUUCGGGGUCGGAGCCAGCGCUUCACAUCCUCGGGUCCUGAACCAUCUUUCAUCCAUGGGGCAUGUGAUAGGACGUUCUCGAUUUCUGGGUUCUACCUUGGUAACUUCCUCUUGAUUCAGAUGGCCACCAUUAUUGUUGAAUCAUACUGUCCAGCUUCCAAGUCGGCGCUCCGCUUCCCGAUGACCACGUCUUUUUCCUUCAUUCAUUCCAGUCAAUGGCCGGAACCUACUACUAUCCUAGAUAGUGUCCAUAUUGAUGGAAAAUGUACAAGAUGGCUUGCGCGCAGACAUCAAUAACCUAAGGUUGGACGUAGCAAACAGGGGUCCUAUCAGUGCCAAGCAAGGCCAGUGCGACAGUUAGAAAAGCCUGAAAGUCCAGAACGCCGUUGAUGUGAUGUGCCUUGCCCGGGGCCCUUGUUCUUCGUGAGGGACAACCAGAUCAAGCGGGUCAUCCCGCAUCCCGCCCUCCGCCUCUAGCUUUGACCGAUACAUACGUCACCUCAAUUAACACCUGGCUCUUCCUUUUUCAGAAUCCCGCCAACGCCAGCACUCAAUAGGUUUACUAGCUUUUACAUCUCCCGACAGAUCUAACGCCACGCCACCCUUUAUCUACGCCAAUCUUUCAAGAUAUUAGAGCUUUCAGCUCGUACAACUUACCCCGCUCUCACCCCGGUACACCUCCGCAGCUCGUUUGACCUCAAGAAUUGAAGCUUCGGUGACACACAAAAUGACUACUUCCGACCUGGAUCAGCUCAUUGAGAUGGGAUUUGAUAAGGAGCGGGCCGAGAUCGCAGUGAAAAAAAGUGGCCGCCUGCAAGGAGCCCUUGAAUGGCUUGAGGACAAUCAGGACAAAUCAAUCGAGGAGAUAAAGUCAGCAGGAGCUGAAAAUGCUGGGGAGGAGGAAGAAGGCCCAGCACUCAAACCCGGCGAGGAAGCCCGCAGUUUGGUCUGCAAUGAAUGCGGCAAGAAAUUCCGAAGCCAGGCACAGGCGGAAUUCCACGCUUCCAAAACCGAACAUGUUGACUUCUCUGAAUCGACAGAAGAAAUUGCGCCCUUGACGGAGGAGGACAAGAAGGCUAGACUCCAAGAGCUGAGGGAGAAGCUAGCGGCGAAGCGUGCAGGGCAGUCAGAACAAGACAAGAUCGACAAAAAGCGAAAUGAAGAAAUCCGAAGAAAGGCUACCAAGGAAUCCCAGGAUGCUAAAGAGGAGCUCCAGAGAAAGCAAAUGCUGAAAGAAGCCGCCCAGAAGAAGAAGGAGAAGCAGGACGAGGUCGAAGCCAAGCGCCGUGUUAAGGCCAGAAUCGAAGCGGACAAGGAAGAGCGACGACUUCGGGCGGAGCGUGAGAAGGCUGAGCGUGCCGGACUUGCACCCCCAACUGCACAAGAAUCCGCACCAUCAGCCCCCGCUGCUUCUAAACCGGCGUCCGCAUACACGGAAACUCGUCUUCGGUUCCAGAUUGGGAAGGGGAACAUCCAGAAGACGGUGCCGGUCGAUACCACUCUCUUUGAGGUCGUCGCCGCUCUAAAGCAAGAUGACGGGAUUGAAGUAAACAGCCUCCGCCAGAACUUCCCUCGGAAGGUGUUCAAUUCGGAAUUUUUCGGCGAAUCGCUCAAGGAUCUUGGGCUUGUACCUAGCGCAAGCCUUGUCGUUGAAUAGUUCUAUGCUGAAAGAGCAUUGGUGUUUCUAUCGGUCAUCGAGAGAUUACCUAAUAUAGAAGGUUUCAAACAACAUGAGAAAUGCACGCCAAAGAAUGA